Messenger RNA from Ipomoea nil (Japanese morning glory), 856 nucleotides. Its product is annotated as germin-like protein subfamily 1 member 17. Bases 16 to 708 code for a protein of 230 amino acids. Lineage: Eukaryota; Viridiplantae; Streptophyta; Magnoliopsida; Solanales; Convolvulaceae. Gene Ontology annotation, cellular component: cell wall. Gene Ontology annotation, molecular function: manganese ion binding. The transcript is spliced from 2 exons. The record is from RefSeq and is a predicted model, not a curated record.
UAGGCACAACUAACAAUGGUGAGUCUCGAAAUGGCAUCCAUAGUUGUCCUUUUAGCUUUACUAGCUUCGUUUGCUAGCGCAUAUGAUAACAACCCCUUGCAAGAUUUUUGUGUUGCAGUUGCCGAUCCCCUAGCUGCAGUGUUUGUCAAUGGAAAGGUUUGCAAGAACCCAAAACUUGUUACGGCAGAUGAUUUCUACAUGGCUGCUGGGUUUAACACCCCUGUUGGAGGUAUAAAUCUUAGUUUUGUGGGACUGGUAACAAAGCUUCUAGAUGCGGACCGAUUCCCAGGGCUGAACACCAUGGGGUUGUCAAUCGGUCGUAUAGAUUUUGCACCCAAUGGCCUAAUCCCACUCCACACUCACCCUCGAGACAGUGAGGUUGUGUUUAUUCUGGAAGGCACUGUUUACGUCGGCUUUGUCACUUCAAAUCCACUCAAUGGUGAAAAGAAUAAGCUUUUCUCAAAAAUUCUUAAUCCUGGCAACUCCUUCAUUUUUCCUAUGGGACUCGUUCACUUCCUCUACAAUGUUGGCCGCACUAAUGCUUUAUUGUUUGCCUCUUUCAAUAGCCAAAACCCAGGAUUUGUCUCCCUCGCUAAUUCUGCCUUUGGAUCUGCCCCGCCAAUUUCAGAGGAUGUUCUCACCAAAGCAUUCCGCCUCGACAAAACAGUCAUUAACUAUCUUCAAUCACAGGACUGGCCUCUUAUAUAAUAAUCUGCUUCUGUGCUAUUAUUACUUAAUAUAAUGUUUGAGUUGUAUGCGGUUUGACAUAAAAUAAUAUACUACUCGUAUUAAAUAAUAUAAUGAAUGUAAUAUUAUGCUUCUGUAUCAAUUUAAACUUUUAGUGGGUAUCUUUCAA